This is a messenger RNA of Maudiozyma saulgeensis, 1491 nucleotides long. The record is from the annotation of a GenBank genome assembly. NCBI's taxonomy places the organism in Eukaryota, Fungi, Ascomycota, Saccharomycetes, Saccharomycetales, Saccharomycetaceae.
AUGUCAUUCGAGGAUAAGUUUGAUAAAAUGAAUCUACACGAUGACCGUGAGAAUCGUGAGCAUGUUAACACUCGAAUUCUGGACAAAUUUAGUGAUAAGAUCAAAACGGAUGAAUUGUCCUUCAGUAGAGGGAAAACCAAUAAGGAUAAAGCCAAUAGAGCAACAGUGGAAAAUGUGCUGGAUCCUAGAACCAUGAGAUUUUUGCAAGCUUUGAUGAAUAGAGGUAUUAUAUCCGAUUUUAAUGGUUGUAUAAGUACAGGUAAAGAAGCUAAUGUAUACCACGCAUUCGCUGGUAAUAAGCAACUAAAUAAUACAGACGGAAAGGAUGAAAAAUCACAAAAUCAAGGUGAUGACAAGGUUAAUACUGAUUUGAAAGAUUCUCCAGAAAAGAAAGAGGAGUAUGCUAUUAAGAUUUACAAAACAUCUAUCUUAGUCUUUAAAGAUAGAGAACGUUAUGUUGAUGGUGAAUUUCGUUUCAGAAAUUCAAGAUCUCAACAUAACCCAAGAAAAAUGAUUAAAAUUUGGGCAGAAAAAGAAUUUCGUAAUUUAAAGAGAAUAUAUCAAGCAGGUGUGAUACCCGUUCCAAAACCUAUUGAAGUGAAAAAUAAUGUCUUAGUAAUGCAAUUUUUGAAUAGAGGUGAUGGAUUUGCUUCACCACGUCUUAGAGAUUAUCCAUAUAAGGACCGUGAUGAAAUAUAUCAUUUUUAUUACAAUAUGGUUGCUGAUAUAAGAUUACUUUAUCAAGUGUGUCAAUUAGUCCAUGCAGAUCUUUCAGAAUAUAACACAUUGGUUCAUAAUGGCCAACUUUAUUUUAUUGAUGUAUCACAAAGUGUUCAACCAGAGCAUCCGAUGAGUUUAGAUUUCCUAAGAAUGGAUAUAAAGAAUGUGAAUUUCUAUUUUGAAAAAAUGGGUAUUGAUAUCUUCUCGGAACGUUUGAUUUUCCAAUUUGUCAUUUCUGAAAUAUUACCAAAUUUUGAAGGUGAUGCCAAAAACCUAACUGAUUUGAUAGAAUACAUUAAAAAGAAUUUAAUUGUUAAAAAGUCUGCAGAGGAUGAAGCUGAGGAUGAAGUUUUUAGAUCAUUAUAUUUAGUUAGAAAUUUGAAUGGUUUAGAAGAAAGAGAUUUUGAUAGAUUUACAGAAGGUAAAUUUGAUUUAUUGAAAAGUUUAUUAGCUCAUGAUAAUGAAAAAAAUUUCUCUAAUUCUGAUAAUAAGGAUAUGGACGAAUUUAUUGAUGAAGAUAUCUCAGAUGAUGAAAGCGAUAAUGAGGAAGAAGAAGAGGAAGAAGAAGAGGAAGACGAUGAAGAAGAAGAAAGUGAAGAAGAAUAUUCUGAUGAAGAGGAAAAGGUUUUAAAGGGUAAAAAAUAUGAAGAUAAAGAUGAAAAGAAACAAAGGAAACAGGAAGCUAAAGAAGCUAAACGUGAAAAACGUAAAACAAAGGUCAAAAAACAUAUUAAAAAGAAAUUAGUAAAGAAGACUAAAUCAAAAAAAUAA